Molecule: messenger RNA, 907 nt
Organism: Physella acuta
Lineage: Eukaryota; Metazoa; Mollusca; Gastropoda; Physidae
Source: RefSeq, a predicted model, not a curated record
AUGAACACGUCCACCGACUCCAUCUCCCGGGAAUUGUUGUGUAGGGACGCCAGGAUAGGCCGUGGGGCGGACAACUUUGGAGGCUCGUACAAAUCCAGGAACAGCUCAGGGAACCAGGUCACUAGGGAUGACCUGAAUUACAACUUUCAACCCAAAACCAAAGAAAAAGAGGGUGCCGCCGAAGGUGACGACAAGGGCAAAGGUCACCGCAAGAAGAAACCCAAACACAUGGCCAACAGCCGCAAAAGCCAGCAGAUGAAGGGCCGAAAGUUCGUCAUGCUCGACACAACAUCUGACAUGGAGGGCUUAGAAUCCGCACUCGAGGCGGUUAAGAAACAAACCACCGAACUCUCCCAGCAUUAACCAGCAGGCAUCUACCACAGCGAUCGUUGGCGCCGCCCAGUCUCAAGUCACCAUAGCUGUAGCCCCGUCGGCGCCUUCACUCCCGCCACCACCCCCACCUCCACCACCCUCUGUCGCUCCCGCCCCCGCUCCUCCACCGCCACCCCCAAAGAAGAAAGGCAAGAAAGGCGAGCCGGAGAUCAUCGAGAAGCCCCCAGUGGAGACUGCCAGCAAGGAGUCGCAGACCGAGAACAAGAAAAGCAAGCUCCGCUCCAUGUUCUGUCCUUUCUGCCGCCUGGCCGUGGAGUACGGCUUUGAGUACUGAGACGUCUCACGGAUCUGGCAAACGGAGAACUUCAAACCACGCACUCGGGGAAAAAAGAGCCAAAAAAAAUGGAAGAAAAGCUGUAAUUAUUUUAAGUAGGCCUUUUACUUUAGGUGAAGAAUAUAUUUAGUAUACCAAAAAAUUUGGCUCUAAGAUAGGAUUGGGAUCUUAACUAUUAUUUGGUAUUCUCCUAAAUGGGCUGUCAGCAGUAGGAUAAAUUGCAUUGUAUAUAUAUAUAUA